This is a messenger RNA of Colius striatus (speckled mousebird), 2322 nucleotides long. RefSeq names its product mitochondrial nucleoid associated protein 1 (gene MTNAP1). Bases 1 to 1413 code for a protein of 470 amino acids. The transcript is spliced from 4 exons. The record is from RefSeq and is a predicted model, not a curated record. NCBI's taxonomy places the organism in Eukaryota, Metazoa, Chordata, Aves, Coliiformes, Coliidae.
AUGGCCGCCACCCCGCCGCCGCCGCCGGGACACGAGCUGUGCCCGCACUGCCGCCGGCCCUUCAAACGGCUCCGCUCACACCUCCCGCACUGCAGAGCCGCUCCCGGCCCCGCUCCCGGCCCCGCCGCCGGCACGGCCCUCGGCCCGCGCAGCGGAGCCCGCCCCGCCGCUGAGAGCAGCAAGCGGCCGCCCAGCCGCGCCGCGGGACGGGGGGUGCCCGGUGCGGGUUCCCAGCGCGGAGGGGCCGGGCCCGGCCCGUGCCCUCAGCCCCCGGAGGAGCCCGCGCUCCGGGACGCGGCCGCGGCUCGGGAUGUGCCCCCCGAGGAGGUGAGAGAUGGCCCCGCCGCGCUGGGCCGGGGCGCGCAGCCGGUGAUGGAGAAGCAGCGCGCCGGGGUGAUGGGGGACGAGAGCGGGGGCUCGGCCCCGGGGAGCCGCCGCGCUCGGAGGGCGGCUGUGGACGGGCCGGAUCCGGGCCGUGGUGCUGAGCACACCAACGCAGCGCAGCCCGACCCGCCGCAGCGAGUAACCGCGCUAGAAACAGGCGCCACAGAGCCAGGCAGCGCCGGAGCUGCGGGGAGCGUCUCUGCGAGCUCCCAGGGAGGAAAAGGCAGGCGGUUAAAGGCUACGAAGCCUCCCGUGGCUGGGGCUGGCGCUGCAGGCGGCUGCGGGAGCGGCCCCGCUGCCCCCCUGCAGGAGGAGAGAGGCGAAAGCGAGACGGGAGAGCAGCAGAUGUACCUACAAGUUGGUGUGGAGUAUAAAGCCCCUCCCUGUGCUUUGCAUACCAAGAAGCUCCAUCUGUCAGAGAUAGAAGGCUUCGGAGGUCACCACGGAGGGACAUCCAAAAAUUACCUAACCAGCACAGAAAAGCUUCCAGAGAGGAAGAAGCAGAUGGCUGUAACUCCUGAGCCCAUCCCAAAUGCGAGGAGGGACACGGAGCUGGCUCUGCACCAGUCUCUGCUCCACACCUCCCAAAGCCAACCCAUCUGUCUCCCCCAGGCCUCUGGCAGGAGCACGCCAGCAGGUGCCAUGGGCUUGGAGUGGUUUCCAGACUUGCAUCCUAAUUAUCAUGGGCUGAGGCUUUUUCCAGGGAAGCCUGUCCAGGAAGACGUGGAGAUCACAACAAAGACACCAAAGGGCAGUUUCUCAGAGGGACAGCAAGGUUCCCUCUCGCAGCGGCGGCUGAUGGAUGUCAGGCUGGGGGAGCUGCCUGCCUGGUUGGCCACCUGCAACCUGACACCCCAGGGGCUGCUUGGAGGAGUACAGAGAGCCUGGAGCAGCUAUUAUGAGAAGUACAUCAACGUGAGGAGGGGUGGAGCACCUGGGCUCUCCAUGCUGCUGGCAGGAUACUGCCUCCUCAGCUAUGGCUGGAACUAUCAGCACAUCAAGCGUUACCGCUGGCGUAAGUACCACUGAGGAAGCUGGAACAGCAGCCAAGGAACUGGCACAAACACAUGUCUGGGAGUCAGAAGUGCUCAGAACCUGUUUCCCACCGAGGACUCAGAUCAGCAGAGGCACAUAUCCCCAGAGAUGGGUUCUGGAGUUGCUGAGGGCGCUGCUUUGCAUUUACCCUUCUGCAGCCAGAGCUGGUGCUGCCAGGAACAGCCUUUCGUCACAGCUGCCAGCAUUUAGUACUGAAAGAAGAAAGGGUUAGAGCUGCCCCUUGGGGAUCUGGACACAUUCCUGUGCCUCCUGAUGGAGGGGAACCUGCUUUAGCAGGGGGCUGGGCUGGAGCAGCUCUGCAGGGCUCUUCCCACCCCCACUAUUCUAUGCAGCCCAAAUCUCUUGCUGUGGGACACCAGACACAGGACAACCCCUUGACCUGGGCUGUGAGUACAGGUUAAUCCACACAGUGGGUGUAGUCAGUGUUGGGCAGCUGGCACAGCCCAUCUUUUACUUACCCCUCUCCUCAGUGAGGGUGAUGUGGGGGUCCCACAGGCCCUCCUCCAGCCCCUGCUUGGCCAUCAGGGCAGUGCUGUGGGGUCUGAGGGCAGGACCUUGGUGGAAGCCUGAGACUGAGGCUCUCAGACACCUGUGCCCUAGUUCUGGAGGAAGGAAAAGAUCCAUUGGAUGAGCUGUUGUGCCCAAAGGGCAAACCCUUGUCUGCAGCAGACAAAGGAGGACAGUUAGGAGUGCUAGUUGCAGCCUGCCAUCACCAAACAUGUCUGGGAAAGGGGUUGGUCAUGUUACAGGCAUGAAGGGUGGAAAAAAGAGCCAAAAAAGUACCUGAACUCUUUAUUAGAGCAGUGCAGCAGUACUGUGUCAGAGGGGUACCACCAAAAACUCCCUCUUGCCAUCAAUAAAAGCCUGUGUGAAUGCUCCUUU